Lotus japonicus is the source of this 3169-nucleotide messenger RNA. Its product is annotated as subtilisin-like protease SBT2.5. Gene Ontology annotation, molecular function: serine-type endopeptidase activity. The record is from RefSeq and is a predicted model, not a curated record. NCBI's taxonomy places the organism in Eukaryota, Viridiplantae, Streptophyta, Magnoliopsida, Fabales, Fabaceae. The transcript is spliced from 12 exons. Gene Ontology annotation, biological process: proteolysis. Bases 419 to 2878 code for a protein of 819 amino acids.
GAAAGAACCCACCCACCUCACAGUCUCACUCUCACUCACACUCCCUCACUCCCCAAUGGCAACAACAAUGGGUGACCGUUAGAUCUCCGAUCAUCACCAGGAGAGUGCAGUGCACCCUCUUGCAUCCGAUCCCACUGCAAUGUCGUGUCCGUGAAUCAACCUCGUUCGUUGCUUUUCUUCCUGCCGACGAUUCUUUGCUUCCACUUCCUCUCAACUCCUUUAUGCUUCUUCUCCAUUUAUACCCCCACUGGUUCAGCUCCAUCGAGCUCAUUUUCCACCUUCACGCGCUUCUCUGCCACCACACGCGACCCAGAUCGGAGUGUCACUGGAAUAAUAAUAAUAAUAAUAUUGGAAUAAAUAAGAUGAUGAAACAGAUCUCACUCAAGCAUAGAUAAUUAGCUAUUGAGUUUGGUGACAAAUGGGGUUGUUGUUGAUGGAGUUUGGAUGUGUAUUUAUCAUUCUGUUUGCACUUGUGCAAUCUGGGAAGGGAGAGGUGUACAUAGUAACAGUUGAAGGUGAGCCUAUCAUAAGUUAUAUGGGCGGCAUCGAUGGUUUUGAAGCUACUGCUGUGGAAUCUGAUGAGAAGAUUGAUACCUCAAGGGAAUCCGUCACUUCUUAUGCCCGCCACCUUGAAAAUAGACAUGAUAUGCUUCUGGGGAUGCUUUUUGAUGAAGGGACAUACAAGAAACUCUAUAGCUAUAGACAUCUUAUAAAUGGGUUUGCUGCUCAUAUUUCCCCAGAACAGGCAGAAACUCUUAGACAUGCUCCUGGUGUAAAAUCUGUAACGAGGGACUGGAAAGUUAGGAGACUCACAACACAUACCCCACAGUUUUUAGGGCUUCCAACUGGUGUAUGGCCAACAGGAGGUGGCUAUGAACGGGCUGGAGAAGACAUUGUGAUUGGAUUUGUGGACUCUGGGAUCUUUCCUCACCACCCAAGCUUUAGAACUCAUAAUACUGAACCAUAUGGGCCGGUUCCGAAAUAUAGAGGAAAAUGUGAAGUUGACCCUGACACUAAGAGAAGUUUCUGUAAUGGGAAGAUUAUUGGAGCACAACAUUUUGCCCUAGCUGCAAAAGCUGCGGGAGCAUUCAACCCUUCAAUUGAUUUUGAGUCUCCUCUAGAUGGGGACGGCCAUGGAACUCAUACGGCCUCUAUUGCAGCUGGAAGAAAUGGAAUUCCUGUGAGGAUGCAUGGACAUGAAUUUGGGAAAGCAAGCGGAAUGGCUCCCUGUGCUAGGAUUGCUGUGUACAAAGCACUCUAUAGACUGUUUGGAGGGUUUAUUGCAGAUGUAGUUGCAGCAAUUGAUCAGGCUGUACAUGAUGGAGUGGAUAUACUCAGCCUUUCAGUUGGACCAAACAGUCCUUCAACAACAACCAAAACAACGUUUUUGAAUCCUUUUGAUGCUACACUUCUUGGAGCUGUGAAAGCUGGUGUAUUUGUUGCACAGGCUGCUGGAAAUGGUGGUCCUUUUCCUAAGACAUUAGUUUCAUACAGUCCAUGGAUAGCAUCUGUAGGAGCUGCAAUUGAUGAUCGUAGAUACAAAAACCAUCUAACCCUUGGAAAUGGACACAUCUUAGCAGGACUUGGGCUGUCACCUUCUACACGUUUAAACAAAACAUACACGUUGGUUGCUGCAAAUGAUGUUCUGCUAGAUUCCUCAGUUAUGAAGUUCAGUCCCACGGAUUGCCAGAGACCAGAAGUUUUAAACAAGAACUUGAUAAAGGGGAAUAUUCUUCUCUGUGGCUAUUCAUACAACUUUGUUUCUGGUACUGCAUCAAUAAAAAAAGUCUCUGAAACAGCAAAGGCCCUUGGAGCAGUUGGAUUUGUUCUUUGUGUAGAAAAUGUUUCUCCUGGAAUGAAAUUUGAUCCAGUCCCUGUUGGCCUUCCUGGGAUUGUUAUCACAGAUGCCAGUAAGUCAAAGGACUUGAUAAAUUAUUAUAAUAUCUCCACACCAAGAGAUUGGACUGGAAGGGUGAAGAGUUUCAAAGGUACAGGUAAAAUCGGGGACGGCUUGAUGCCUAUUCUCCAUACAUCUGCGCCUCAGGUGGCGUUAUUCUCUGCCAGAGGGCCAAAUAUAAAGGACUUUAGCUUCCAAGAGGCAGAUCUUCUCAAACCAGAUAUAUUAGCUCCGGGUUCAUUGAUUUGGGCUGCUUGGUCUCUAAACGGAACUGACGAGCCAAAUUAUGAUGGAGAGGGAUUUGCCAUGAUCUCUGGGACUAGCAUGGCUGCACCGCAUAUAGCUGGAAUUGCUGCUCUUAUAAAGCAGAAACAUCCACAUUGGAGCCCUGCCGCCAUUAAAUCGGCCUUGAUGACAACAUCAACAACUAUAGACAGAGCAGGAAAUCCUAUUCUAGCACAGCAAUAUUCUGAAACAGAAGCUGUGAAGCUGGUCAGAGCCACUCCUUUUGAUUAUGGGAGCGGACACGUGAGUCCAAGAGCUGCCUUGAACCCUGGUCUCAUCUUUGAUGCAGGAUACGAGGAUUAUUUAGGAUUUUUGUGCACAACACCUGGCAUUGAUGUUCACGAGAUAAAGAACUACACAAACUCACAAUGCAACAAUACAAUGGGCCACCCAUCAAAUUUAAACUCUCCAUCCAUUACAGUUGCCCAUCUUGUAAGAACUCGGAUUGUGACCCGCACAGUCACAAAUGUUGCAGAGGAAGAAACCUAUGUGAUCCAAGCCAGAAUGCAACCAGCAAUUGCAAUUGAAGUCAACCCUCCAGCAAUGACCAUUAAAGCAGGAGCAUCGCGUAAGUUUACUGUAACACUUACUGUUCGCUCAGUGACAGGAACUUAUAGUUUUGGAGAGGUUAUGAUGAAAGGAAGCAGAGGGCACAAAGUGAGGAUCCCUGUUCUGGCUAAUGGUUACUCAAGAUAGCUCAGUGUAUGUUUGGAUUUCCGUUGAGUUUAGCGGCCAAUUCAUGUUUGAGUCAACGUGAUAAAAUCUCCCUGUUGAUGUCAACACAAAUGGGGAACCAAGGAGGCACUUAGUUUGGUCAGCAAAGAAAAGUUAUGCUUGUAAUAUUCUUUGUAACCUGUGGGAAUAAGGUUAUGCUGCUAGAUUUAUUCUUUAAAAUAUAUAUGAUGUUGAAUAUAUGUAAAGGUAACCAGGUGUAAAGGGAUACUCUUCUUUCCUCCACUUAUAAAAUUUUGGCUCGGAUUUGGCUUA